This is a messenger RNA of Nezara viridula (southern green stink bug), 744 nucleotides long. NCBI's taxonomy places the organism in Eukaryota, Metazoa, Arthropoda, Insecta, Hemiptera, Pentatomidae. The record is from the annotation of a GenBank genome assembly.
AUGGCAAGAGGAAGCAGUGCUGGGUUCGAUAGACACAUUACAAUUUUUUCACCUGAAGGGAGACUUUAUCAAGUCGAAUAUGCCUUCAAAGCUAUAAAUCAAGGUGGUCUAACAUCAGUUGCUUUAAAAGGUGUUGAUUGUGCUGUUGUAGCAACACAGAAGAAGGUUCCGGACAAGUUAUUAGACCCAUUGACUGUAUCACAUCUUUAUAAAAUAACAGAUGAAGUGGGAUGCGUGAUGACUGGAAUGAUUGCUGAUAGCAAAUCCCAAGUUCAAAGAGCAAGAUACGAAGCUGCAAAUUUCAAGUACAAAUUUGACUAUAAUAUGCCAAUAGAUAUGAUUUGUAACAGGAUAGCUGAUAUAUCCCAAGUCUAUACACAAAAUGCUGAAAUGAGACCACUCGGUUGCAGUAUGAUACUGAUUGCUUACGAUGAAGAGAAAGGAGGUCCUCUAGUUUAUAAAACCGAUCCAGCUGGAUACUUUUGUUCUUACAGAGCAAUUAGUGUUGGAGCGAAGCAGAUAGAAGCAAAUACAUAUCUUGAGAAGAAACUUAAAAAGAAGCAAGAUUAUUCACUUGAUGAAGCAAUUCAAAUGGCUAUUUCUUGUCUUUCUACUGUUCUCUCCGUUGAUUUUAAACCUUCAGAAAUUGAAGUUGGAAUAGUUUCCUCAUCGGAUAAAAACUUCAGGGUGUUAGCUGAACAGGAGUUGGAUAAGCAUCUUACUGUAAUUGCAGAAAAGGAUUAA